AUGGAGACCCCCCCCCCGCAGCAGCAGCAGCAGCAGCAGCAGCAGCAGCUGCUGGAGCAGCAGCAGGAGGCCGCCGCGGACUUCGAAGACGAAGUCGUCGCCUCCUUCGACAGCCUCCCCCUCAACGAAAAACUACUAAGAGGCAUUUACUCCUACGGCUUCGAAAAGCCCUCCGCCAUUCAAAUGCGGGGCAUAAAGCCAAUUAUUGACGGCCACGACACCAUCGGCCAGGCGCAGAGCGGGACGGGCAAAACGGCGACUUUUGUGAUAGCGGCGCUGCAGAAGAUUGACUACGACAAGCCGGCGUGUCAAGUUCUUAUUUUGGCGCCUACGAGGGAACUCGCGCAGCAAAUUCAAAAG
Messenger RNA from Eimeria necatrix, 360 nucleotides. Its product is annotated as Eukaryotic translation initiation factor 4A, isoform 1A, related. Gene Ontology annotation, cellular component: cytoplasmic stress granule. The transcript has a single exon. The annotation marks the transcript as partial. The record is from RefSeq and is a predicted model, not a curated record. Gene Ontology annotation, molecular function: ATP binding; RNA helicase activity; translation initiation factor activity. Lineage: Eukaryota; Apicomplexa; Conoidasida; Eucoccidiorida; Eimeriidae. Gene Ontology annotation, biological process: cytoplasmic translational initiation.